Molecule: messenger RNA, 1918 nt
Organism: Condylura cristata (star-nosed mole)
Lineage: Eukaryota; Metazoa; Chordata; Mammalia; Eulipotyphla; Talpidae
Product: keratin, type II cytoskeletal 3
Exons: 10
Coding region: 23-1918 (631 amino acids)
Biological process (GO): intermediate filament organization; keratinization
Cellular component (GO): keratin filament
Molecular function (GO): structural constituent of skin epidermis
Source: RefSeq, a predicted model, not a curated record
CUCAUCUCCAAGCGCUCUCACCAUGAACAGACAAGGCUGCAAGACAUCCGGGGGCUUCUCCGGCCGCUCUGGGGGCUUCUCCGGCCACUCUGCCGUGGUCUCCAGCAGCAGCGGCAGCAGCAGGAUGAGCUGCGUGGCCCGCACUGGGAGAGGUGGCGGAGGGGCCUGCGGGGCCCGGGGCGGAGCCGGCGGCUUCGGCAGUCACAGCCUCUACAACCUGGGCGGCUCCAAGAGCAUCUCCAUGAGCGUGGCUGGUGGCCCCCGGGCUGGUGGCUUCGGGGGAGGACGUAGCAGCUGUGGUGGUGGCUUUGGGGGCGGUCAAGGAGGUGGCUUUGGUGGUGGCAGAGGAAUGGGAGGUGGCUUUGGAGGGGCUGGUGGCUUUGGAGGGGCUGGUGGCCUUGGGGGGGCUGGUGGUUUUGGAGGGGCUGGUGGCUUUGGAGGGGCUGGUGGUUUUGGUGGAGGUCGUGGUUUUGGUGGCCCCGGUGGCCCUGGUGGCUUUGAUGGCCCUGGUGGCUUUGGUGGCCCCGGUGGCCCUGGUGGCUUUGGUGGCCCUGGUGGCUUUGGUGGCCCCGGUGGCCCUGGUGGCUUUGGUGGCCCUGGUGGACUCCAUGGGGGAAUCCAUGAAGUGACAGUCAACCAGAGCCUCCUGCAGCCCCUCAACUUGGAGAUUGACCCCCAAAUCGGACAAGUGAAGACCCAGGAGCGGGAGCAGAUCAAAGCCCUCAACAACAAGUUUGCCUCCUUCAUUGACAAGGUGCGGUUCCUGGAGCAGCAGAACCAGGUGCUGCAGACCAAGUGGGAGCUGCUGCAGCAGCAGGGUUCACACUCCUCCACCAGCACCAACAACCUGGAGCCCUUCUUUGAGUCCUACAUCAGCUUCCUGCACAAGCAGCUGGACUCGGCGGUGGGAGAGAAGGGGAACCUGGAAGGGGAGCUGAAGACCAUGCAGGACCUGGUGGAAGACUUCAAAAAGAAGUAUGAAGAUGAGAUCAACAAGCGCACGACGGCCGAGAACGAGUUCGUCGGGGUCAAGAAGGACGUGGACGCUGCCUACAUGAUCAAGGUGGAGCUGCAGGCCAAGGUGGACGCCCUGAACGACGAGCUCAAUUUCCUGAGGACCCUCUAUGACAUGGAGAUGACCCAGGUGCACUCAGACUCCAGCGACACGUCCGUGGUCCUGUCCAUGGACAACAACCGCUGCCUGGACCUGGACAGCAUCAUCGCCGAGGUCAAGGCCCAGUACGAGGAGAUCGCGGAGAGGAGCAAGGCCGAGGCCGAGGCCCUGUACCACGGCAAGCUGGGAGAGCUGCAGAACACGGCCGGCAGGCAUGGAGAUGACCUGAAGAGCACCAAGUCCGAGAUCAUGGAGCUCAACAGGAUGAUCCAGAGGCUGCGGGCCGAGAUCGAGAGCGUCAAGAAGCAGAAUGUCAACCUGCAGGCGGCUGUUGCUGACGCCGAGCAGCGCGGGGAGCUGGCCCUCAAGGACGCCAACGCCAAGCUCCAGGAGCUUCAGGUUGUCCUGCAGAAGACCAAGGACGACCUGGCCCGGCUGCUGCGCGACUACCAGGAGCUGAUGAACGUGAAGCUGGCCCUGGACGUGGAGAUCGCCACCUACAGGAAGCUGCUGGAGGGCGAGGAGUGCAGGAUGUCUGGAGAGUGUCAAAGCACCGUGAGCAUUUCGGUGGUCAGCAACGCCAGCAGCACCAGCAGCACUUCCGGCGGAAGCCACGGAGGCUUCGGAGGGGGCAGCGGCGGCGGCAGAGGCGGCGUCGGCGGCAGCGGCUGCGUGCCCAGCGGAGCGGGCUCCAGCUCCGGGGGCGUGCAUUCCUCCGGUAGCAGUGGCUACAAGUCGUCCAGCGGCAGCAGCAGUAUCCGCUUCUCCCAGACCACCAGCUCGAGCCAGCACGGCUUCAAGUGA